Messenger RNA from Cloeon dipterum, 4888 nucleotides. RefSeq names its product Doublecortin-domain-containing echinoderm-microtubule-associated protein (gene DCX-EMAP). The transcript has 18 exons. Gene Ontology annotation, biological process: intracellular signal transduction; microtubule cytoskeleton organization. The record is from RefSeq and is a predicted model, not a curated record. The coding region runs from base 367 to 3426 and encodes 1019 amino acids. Lineage: Eukaryota; Metazoa; Arthropoda; Insecta; Ephemeroptera; Baetidae. Gene Ontology annotation, molecular function: microtubule binding. Gene Ontology annotation, cellular component: mitotic spindle.
CUGCGCACAACAGUGGUCAGCCAACACGAAUCUCGCGUGACCCCCGCAAGAAGGGGGUUAAUAACGGAGGCUUUUGUCGCUCGGGCCGAGGGUUGGGGGCUCAGUUCCUCGCCACGACUGGACGCCGCCGCACGCACGCACUCGUCCGAAUAGAAGAGUCAGCGGAGGCAGCCGCCGCGCCGAAUUGCACCAGAGUAGGCAACAAACAAACACACACACGCAUUUUAACCCCACUAGAUCUCAGUAGUGCGUUCUCUGCUUUUGUCGGUCGGUGUCUGUCUCUUGCCGAAAAAGAUCCGUAGUCUGUCUUGAGUGUCCGUCCGUCCGUAGCAAAAGCGCAACACACAUAUCUAAUCUUUGCAAAUCAUGUCGGACGCGUCUCCGCAAGAGCCGGGCGCCGACGAGGCCGAACCAACGGCCAGCAGCUCGCCGCGCAAGGCGGCCGUGGCGCGCGCCAAGUCGGCCGUCGACCUCGCGGCCUCGGCCGCAGCCAACUCGGACUCGGAGCCGGAGGCGGGCGACGCCGGCCCCGACGAGUCAAGGACCACCUACUGGGGCUACACCAAGUCGAGGAUGGACGACGACCCACCCGUGCAGUUCCCCGGCAAGGCGGCCGGCAAGGAGGCCCCCGAGGCACCGCCGCCGGCCGCCUCCGCCAAGCGGCCGGUCAACAACCUCUCCUACUGGCGCGCCCGCAAAGUCAUCUUCUACAAGAAUGGCGACCCCUACUUCCCAGGGGUUGAGUUUCGCUUCAAGCCCACCAGGGACAUCUUGUCCAUGGAGUCGCUCCUGGACAAGGUGUCCCUGCGCAUCGACCUGCCCUCCGGUGCCAGGUACAUCUUCUCCACCGCCGGAGACCGCCUCACCUCGCUCGAGCAGCUCGAGGACGGCGGCAGCUACGUCGUCUCCUCCUACAAGAUAUUUAAGGCGGCACCGUACGGCAAGAAGAAAGCUGGCAAUUUCUACAGCACGCCCAACUCGCCUGAGAUGGCAAAGCCGAUGAUCGCAGUUGGCCACGGAAACUGGAGAUCGAACAAGAAGAGCAUGAACUCGUCGGUGCCCAACGCCGGCGCCAAGGGCAGCUCGGGCCGCAUUAUUCGCAUCGUCAACGGACACGACCACAGUGUGCAGUGUCGAGUUUUGUUGAAUCUGCGCACGACGCAGCCAUUUGAAGAGGUGCUGGAUGACCUGGGACAGGUGCUCAAGAUGGGCGGCGCUAAGAGGAUGUUCACCCUGGGCGGACAGGAAGUGCGAAGUUUUUCCCAGUUGCGAAACGAAUAUGCCGAGGUGGACACUUUCUAUCUGAACAAUUCCUCCCGACGCUCGCGAACGCCGAGCGGCGGACCGACCAUGACCGGCAGCAACAUGUACCUUUACGACGAGUACGACCCUCCACCGCGCAAACCAGCCCUGUCGGCUCGCAACCCCACCAGGCAAAGGGUGCUCAGCGAGCCAGACCUUCGACACUCAUCCAUGGGAAACCACGAUUCCUCAAUCGAUUACGACGUGACUGAGGUGGGUUCGGGGAAGGAGCCGGCCAGGGUGGUGAUCAAAGGCAACAAAAAGGUAUUCUUCCCACCAAUGCACCAGAAAAUAUUCGACCCGACUCCACCGGACAAGCGAAUGCAGCUCAGUUGGGUUUACGGAUACCGCGGCUUCGACUCCAAGAAAAAUUUGUGGGUCCUUCCGAGUGGCGAAAUCAUGUACUACGUGGCGGCCGUCGCCGUCCUCUACGACAAGGACGAGGAGUCGCAGCGCCACUACACCGGACACACUGAGGACAUUGUCUGCAUGGACCUGCACCCUUCGCGGGAAAUGGUGGCGUCGGGACAAAAAGCGGGACGCAACCGGAAGACGCAGGCGCACGUUCGCAUUUGGAGCCCAGAGACGCUGCUCACCCUGUACGUCUUCGGCAUGGGCGAGUUCUCCGUCGAGGUGUCCGCGGUCGCUUUCUCGCAACUGAACGGCGGAAGCUACGCUUUGGCGGUCGACGGCGGCAGGGAGCGCAUACUUUCCGUCUGGCAGUGGCAGUGGGGUCACUUACUCGGAAAAGUCGCGACUUUGCAAGACGAGCUGUCCGGGGCGCAAUUCCACCCGCUGGAUGACAAUCUGGUGAUCACCUACGGCAAGAGCCACUUGGCCUUUUGGACGAGACGCAAGGACGGAUUCUUCGAGCGAACAGACCUCAUAAAACCACCAUCGCCAACCAACAUCGUUUGCCUCCAAUUCGAGCCGGACGGUGACGUCGUCACGGCCGACAGCGACGGAUUUAUCACAAUUUAUUCCAUCGACAGCGAAGGGUCCUACUUUGUGCGCCUUGAGUUCGAGGCCCACGCGAGGGGGAUCGGCUCGCUGGUCAUGCUGUCCGAAGGCACUCUGCUGUCCGGAGGGGAGAAGGACAGGAGGCUGGUUGCCUGGGACAGCAUGCAGAAUUACAAGAAAAUUGCCGAGACCAAGCUGCUCGAGAGUGCAGGUGGAAUCCGGACGAUCUACCCGCAGCGGCCGGGCAGGAACGACGGGAACGUGUACAUCGGUACGAUCAAGAACAAUAUUCUCGAGGGCUCGCUGCAAAGGCGGUUCAAUCAGUUGGUAUUCGGGCACCACAAAUUGCUGGUGGGCCUGGCCACGCACCCCGACGAGGAAAUGUUCGCCACGGCCGGCCAGGACAAGUGCAUCGCCCUCUGGCGUAGAAAUGGCCUCAUCUGGAGCACGCAGACGCAAAUGGAGUGCGUGUCUAUUUGCUUCCACCCUGAUGGAGGCGUGUUGGCGGCCGGCACGGGCGACGGACACCUAUUGGUCAUCAACUCUGAGAAUGGCAACCCCAUCUCGCGAUUCAGAGUCUGCGGAUCGUCGCUAAACUGCGUCGCUUUCAGUCCAAUCGGGGACAUAAUCGCGAUCGGCAGCCAGAACGGCAGCGUGUACCUGUUUCGGGUGAGCAGGGACGGCUUCUCGUACAAAAAGUACAACAAAAUCAAGGGCAACUACCCGCUGGCGUGCAUGGACUGGAGCGUGGACAGCAACUACCUGCAGACCGUGACCACCGAGUUUGACCUCAUUUACUGGGACGUGAAGACGAUGACGUGCGGAAAAAGUCCCACGGCCAUGAAGGACGUCAAGUGGUUCACGCAGACCUGCACCCUCGGAUACAGCAUGGCCGGAAUUUGGAACAACCGGUUCUACCCGAUGCGGAACACGAUUUCGACUAGCCACCGUUCAAGCAACCACGACAUGCUAAUCGUCGGCGACACCGACGGCCAUCUCCGAUUAUUCAGGUACCCGUGCAUUUCGCCGCGAGCAGAGUACAAUGAGGUGAAGGGCCAGAGCAACACCCUGACGACGGCCCGCUUCUUCUCGCUGGACCAGAGCGUGGUGACCGUGGGCGGCAGUGACGCGUCCCUCAUGCUGUGGGACUUGGUGGAAGAGUGACGGGACGCGUCUUCCAUUCGGAAGAAGUCGCGAAUUCCGCGUGCAAACGCAAAAACUCAAUCAACGAACGAGUCAGAUGACUAGCUGACUCGCUGUUUAGUUCGGUUUAAAUAUUAAGAAAAACGAAAAAAAAUAUCGUACUUCAUUAAGCAUUAAGUCAUACGUUAUACGUCACACGCGCAUUAUAAAGAUAAUUAAGGAACACUGUCUGGUUCUAGGCUCAUAUUUUGCAUUGGGCAAUCGAACGACAGAAAAAAUGGCCGGUUAAGGGGUUUCUCGAUUGAAAAAAUUUUUUUUGAUUAGUUCAAAACAUUUAUAAUAUUUUGUGAAUUCCAGCUUGUAGUUUAAUUCAAGUAAAUAUCUGCAAAUAUCGUCUUUAGCUUUGAAAUAUUCUCUACAAAUUAGGAAUGAGUUAAACUUGACAAGGUUGCCGUAUAAAUUCCUGAGAAAAUUGGCUGCAAAGUUUGCAAUCGGUGAACACUGUCUCUAAUUAAUAAUCAUGGUUUAUUCAAUCAGGAGGGAAAUUUAUCUCAAAAUUCGCACACCCUUGGAUAGAGAGGAAUCGCAAUACAAUUUUUAACUAUUUGUCAUUGCUCACGGGGAACCCUUUGAACCGCCUUUUAAAGUUACAUAACGCAGGAUGAAGACCACACUGACUGCCCAUUGAUAUUUUAGAUACGGAGUGGAGAAGCACCGUUUUUGUACCCUGUAAUUACAGACAUUCCCGCGACGCAAUCCGUGAUUAAUGAUAAUUAACGAGACGAACCUUUUUCUGGAAAAUGGCAUUUUGCAACCCGUCCGACGAAUAUAUUAGCAAAACUGUCAAUUGCUCAAGGAAAACGAGUUUGAUUCGCAUUAAUUUAGCAACUUCUGGUGCACACAUUUCAUUCUCGGCCUUGAAAACGGGGCGCACGCCAGCAGGAAAACACUUAUAAUGGCCCAAGGCCUUUCGCCCCCUGCCUUUAUUAGAUUUUCGGAUAGCACACGUUCGCCUCUCACUCACGCCUCCUCCAGCACUCGGCCGAUUGAGUCCGGACCCCGCCGUCGAUCGUGCAUUUUGAUGUUUCGCUCCUUUGAACCGAGGCCGGCGGCAUACUUCCGCAAGCUGUACGUUACAAGUGUCGUAGCCAGACUAGUAAUUAUACCACCGCACUUUUCAAUGGGUCGAAAAGCGUACUACAUGUACAUGGCCCUUUUGUUGUAGACUCGAAUCAACACACCGUUUGUAAAGUUAAAAUUAAUUAUGUAGUUGCGAGCUUGAGCGCCUAAUGUCUGGUGAAAUAUUAUAGAUGGUAAGCCGCGCUGCUCUUGGAAUUAAGCCGCCGUGCGCAAACAAUGUAAUCUCGUAAGUGCACAACUUAUAACAGCUAUCCGAUACGAAUGGUCGAAAAUUCUGCUUGUUAUUUUCUUAAAAUGUCGCAAUUGGAAAAAUAAAAUUGAAUAUAUCACUAUACAAAAUCAA